Glycine soja is the source of this 1891-nucleotide messenger RNA. RefSeq names its product sugar transport protein 14-like. The transcript is spliced from 4 exons. The record is from RefSeq and is a predicted model, not a curated record. Bases 192 to 1730 code for a protein of 512 amino acids. Gene Ontology annotation, biological process: monosaccharide transmembrane transport. Gene Ontology annotation, molecular function: monosaccharide transmembrane transporter activity. Gene Ontology annotation, cellular component: membrane. NCBI's taxonomy places the organism in Eukaryota, Viridiplantae, Streptophyta, Magnoliopsida, Fabales, Fabaceae.
UUAAUAUAUGGUUUUUGAAUAGUAUGCAUGAGAGAUUAGACACUUAAAUCAGAUAGCGAGAUCUGUUUUUCUGGGUGAUAUGCAUAUAACGUUUGUUUAGUCGUCAAGUAGGCUCUUAUCUUAACCAAGACAGUGAUUUUGUCACUGAAUUAAUUGAUAGAUAGGCAAAUAAUAUAAAAAGUGAGGCAAAAAUGGCAGGUGGAGGAUUUUCUGAUGCUGGAACACUCAAGAGGGCUCAUCUUUACCAGUACAAGAUUACUGGAUAUUUCAUCUUUUCUUGCAUUGUUGGAGCUCUUGGUGGCGCUCUAUUUGGCUAUGAUCUUGGUGUUUCAGGUGGAGUUACCUCCAUGGAUGAUUUCCUCAUACAAUUCUUCCCAAAGGUGUAUGAAAAGAAGCAUGCACAUCUUGCGGAGACAGAUUAUUGUAAAUAUGAUGAUCAGAUAUUGACACUCUUUACUUCAUCUCUAUACUUUGCUGCCCUUGUGUCCACGUUUGGUGCUUCCAGUGUAACAAAAACCAAAGGCAGAAAAGCUAGCAUCUUAGCUGGUUCCGUAAGCUUCUUUAUAGGAGCUAUUCUGAAUGCAGCUGCCAAGAGCAUUACAAUGUUGAUCCUUGGGCGUAUCCUUCUUGGUGUUGGCAUUGGAUUUGGUAACCAAGCUGUUCCUCUCUAUCUUUCAGAAAUGGCACCUGCAAAAGUGAGAGGAGCAGUGAACCAACUCUUUCAGUUAACAACAUGCUUGGGAAUUCUGAUUGCCAACCUUGUGAAUUAUGGCACCGAGAAGAUUCAUCCUUGGGGGUGGAGGUUAUCCCUUGGUUUAGCUACAGUUCCAGCAGUUUUUAUGUUCAUUGGAGGCUGUUUGUGUCCUGAAACACCCAACAGCCUUGUGGAACAAGGCAGAUUCGACGAAGGACGAGCGGUGUUGGAGAAGGUUAGGGGCACUCCAAAUGUUGAUGCUGAAUUUGAUGAUCUUAUUGAGGCAAGCAGAGAAGCAAAAUCCAUCAAGAAUCCAUUCCAGAACCUUCUUUUGAGGAAAAACAGACCACAGGUGAUAAUUGGUGCCUUUGCUAUUCCAGCAUUCCAACAGUUAACUGGCAACAACUCCAUCCUCUUCUAUGCUCCUGUUAUCUUCCAAACUUUGGGAUUUGGAUCUGGGGCAUCUCUGUAUUCAUCGGUUAUUACAAGUGUAGCACUUGUUGUUGCCACACUCAUCUCAAUGGCUUUUGUAGACAAGUUUGGCAGGAGAGCUUUCUUUUUGGAAGCCGGUGCUGAAAUGAUAAUCUGCUUGGUUGCUAUGGCUAUAGUUUUGUCUGUUGAAUUUGGAAAAGGCAAAGAACUGUCAUAUGGUGUUAGUAUAUUUUUGGUUAUAGUGAUUUUCCUAUUCGUCUUGGCAUAUGGAAGAUCUUGGGGUCCCUUGGGAUGGUUGGUUCCUAGUGAGCUCUUCCCACUAGAGAUAAGGUCAGCAGCACAAAGUGUUGUGGUGUGUGUCAACAUGAUCUUCACUGCUCUUGUGGCACAAUUCUUCCUUGUAUCACUUUGCCACCUCAAAUAUGGAAUCUUCUUGCUGUUUGCAGCCUUAAUUGUCCUUAUGAGCUGCUUUGUUUUCUUCCUCUUGCCAGAAACCAAGCAAGUCCCAAUUGAGGAGAUUUAUCUUCUGUUUGAGAAUCAUUGGUUUUGGAAGAGAGUAGUAGGAGAAGGGAAAAACACAUCUGGGUCAUCAUCAAAUGUAUGAAGCAAAAUCUCAAAUGUUGUUCAUUGCUAGGACAGGAACAUUAAAUUAAUGUAGGAAAAUAAUAGGUGGACACCUAACAUCUAGACCACACUUAGAGAGAGAAAGGAAGAGAAGAAAUUGGUGUAUAAGUACAUGAUAGUUUAUGUAAUGUCAUAGAAAGA